This is a messenger RNA of Aethina tumida (small hive beetle), 1540 nucleotides long. It is a transcript of the gene Cdc37, whose product is annotated as hsp90 co-chaperone Cdc37. The coding region runs from base 119 to 1225 and encodes 368 amino acids. The record is from RefSeq and is a predicted model, not a curated record. Gene Ontology annotation, cellular component: cytoplasm. Gene Ontology annotation, molecular function: heat shock protein binding; protein-folding chaperone binding; protein kinase binding. Gene Ontology annotation, biological process: protein folding; protein stabilization. The transcript has 5 exons. NCBI's taxonomy places the organism in Eukaryota, Metazoa, Arthropoda, Insecta, Coleoptera, Nitidulidae.
UUGUUAACACUGGUAUUAGCCGUUGUCACUAAAUGAAAUUGACAGCAGGUUAGUGGUUUCUAGAAACCGUAUUUUUAAAGGAAAAAAAUUACGUAGUGAAAAAUUUCAAUUUUGAAAAAUGGUAGAUUAUAGUAAGUGGAAGAACAUUGAGAUAUCCGAUGAUGAGGAUGAAACGCAUCCAAACAUUGACACACCAUCGCUGUUUCGUUGGAGGCAUCAAGCAAGAAUAGAACGUAUGGAAGAGAGAAAAAAGGAAGAAGAUGCAAUACUCAAAAAGAAAAAUGAGAACAGUGAAAAAAUACGUGAAGUCAAAUCGAAAAUAGAAGCAGAAAAGGAUAAUUUGGCCACUCUAAAUGAACUAAAAGCAUCAUUAGCUGAAUUAGAAAAACAAUCUGAGCUGAUAAAGUCAGAGGAAGAGGCUUUAAGAAAGAAAGAUAAAUUAACCCCAUGGAAUGUUGACACCAUUAGUAAACCAGGUUUUCAAAAAACUGUUAUUAAUAAGAAACCAGCUUACCCAAAAGAUGAAUCUUUGUCAGAGGAGGCACGUGAAAGUAGAAUGAAGAAAUUUAUAAAGGAACAUGAAAAGGAACUAAAGCAUUUUGGAAUGUUGAGGCGUUAUGAUGAUUCUAAAAAUUAUUUGAAAGAUCACAACUAUCUGGUUUGUGAAGAUACAGCCAAUUAUCUUGUCAUUUGGUGCAUCAAUUUAGAAAUGGAAGAAAAACAUGAUCUUAUGGAACAUGUUGCCCACCAAACCAUCUGCAUGCAGUAUAUCCUUGAAUUGGCAAAACAAUUGGAUACUGAUCCUCGUGCAUGUGUGGAUGCAUUUUUCUCAAAAAUUCAAGUUGCUGAAGUUGAAUACAAAGAAUCAUUCCAAGAUGAAUUAAAUCAGUUUAAGGAGCGCAUUAGGAAGCGUGCUGCACAAAAAAUAGAAGAGGCAAUCAAGGAAGUUGAGGAGGAAGAAAGAGAAAAAAGGUUAGGACCAGGUGGUCUAGAUCCUCUAGAAGUUUUUGAGAGCCUUCCUGAAGAACUCCAAAAAUGUUUUGAAAGCCAAGAUGUUCAAUUAUUACAAGACACUAUUCAAAAAAUGAAUGAAGAAGACGCCAAAUACCAUAUGAAAAGAUGCAUAGAUUCUGGCCUUUGGGUUCCAGAUGCUAAAAAGAAAGAUGAAGCGGGCGCAUCCGAUUCUUCAAUAAAGGAAAAGGAGAAUGAAAAAAACGAGGCGUAAUUAAAGCAUUUUGCAAUCAGUUAUUGUAUUUUAUUAUAUUAUUAUAUGAUACUAUAUCUAUUUACAUUUAGAUCUUUAUUCAGUGUUUUAUGUUUAAUUAAUAUUGGCGUAUUCAUUCAUACAUAUUAUUAGUAAUUUCACUGAAUUUAUUUUAACGAAUCAUUGUUUUGUAACCAAUUUUGAAUAACUAAUCUUUGCUGCUAUGUGUCUGAAGGAAAAUAGAAAAUUUAUAUAUUUAUACUUAUUGUUACAUGACUGCAAUUUGGUUGUUAUAAAUAAAAAUUGGUAUUAAAUAAACAUUAUAUGAACUAUCAA